Molecule: messenger RNA, 3719 nt
Organism: Plutella xylostella (diamondback moth)
Lineage: Eukaryota; Metazoa; Arthropoda; Insecta; Lepidoptera; Plutellidae
Source: RefSeq, a predicted model, not a curated record
GUCCUACUAUUGAACCAUUUUUAAAUAUCUGAAUCAAUACAUACACAAAAUAUGAGAGAUUAAGCAUAUUUCCCGCCGACUGCCGAAAUAAAAACAGGAAACGUUUCCAGUUUGCACAAUAGGCAAAUCCAGAGUGACCCAAUUGUUUCGGCCUCACCAAUUAAAAGGCGUAAGGUAAACGAUGAGCAAGCGUCGAAGGCGGGCGCGCUCCGGAAGCGCCGCCGGCCGUCCUGUGUCGUCACUCACUCAGUGAUCGACGACCCUCGACCACGGCUCGACUCAUCGCUCGCUCGCCACACCACUACGACAAUUGAAGCGCGUAAUACACGCGUCCGCCCACAGUGGGCCUAACUAAACCGCGCGAACACGUACAAAUAUGUAACUUGAUAAGUUACAAAAGUUUUUAUCCAAGUUACCGGUGCUGUAAAUAAAUUAUGAAGAGAUUGCAAUGUUCGCUGUGGUUGCUAGUGCUAAUGAUCAAUGGUUGCCGCGCCGACGAUAUCUUUGAAACUGUGGAGGCGGUGGCGGGGCAGAGCGUGGAGCUCUCGUGCAACACCACGGCUGAGCGCGAGGGCGACAAGCUCAACGUGCUCGCCUGGUACAAGAACAGUUCCGGCGACGCCAUCUACAGCCGCGACCUCCGCGACGACUCGGCGUCUCCGGGCAAGUCCAACAGCUCGCGCUACCGGCUGGUGGAGGCGGGCGGCGAGGCGCGUCUGCUGGUGAUGGGGGUGCAGCCGGGGGACGCCGGGUUCUACUCCUGCCUGGCCGACUUCGCUAGCAGCCCCGCGCAGAAGACGCAUGUUAAUCUGGUUGUUAUUGAGCCCCCGCAGCGCGUGUGGCUGGUGCACGAGAACGGGUCGCGCGUCGCCAACGCCACCGCGGGCGCCAACGCCAGCCGCGUGCUCGGGCCCUACUACGUGGGCGACACCGUGCAUCUCUUCUGUGUGGUGUUAGGAGGCAGGCCUCUCCCAGCGCUGACCUGGUGGGUGGGGGACCGCCUCUACAAGAACACCUCCACGCCGCUGUCCGAGCAGCGUCUCCGCAGCGACCUGAUCUACGGGCCGCUAGUGCGCGAGGACCACGGGCUCGUGCUGUCGUGCAGCGCGCAUAAUCAUUACAAGACUGUCCCCGUGGUUGUGGAUGUCGUUGUUGAUAUGUUGCUCCCUCCAGAGCUAGUAUCAGUGCGCAGUGUGGACGACCUGCUGGACAGCGGCACGGCGCGGCUGCGCGCGGGGGAGCCCCACGCCCUGCAGUGUCGCGUGCUCGGCUCGCGGCCGCUGCCCGGCAUCAUAUGGAGGAUCAACGACGCACAGCUUUAUAACCUUGAGCAGAAGAUCACUGUGGAGCGUUCCCAGCGCCUCUCCGUGUCGGAGGUGCAGGUGACGGUGGGGCGCGAGCACGACGAGGCGCGCGUGACGUGCUGCGCGCCCGCGCACCGCCGCGACGCCGACUACGUGUGCGCCGAGCCGCUGCCGCUCACUGUCGUCUUCCCGCCAGUGCUGAGCGUGGUGACGUCAGGCCCGGUGGUGAACCGCACCCUGGCGGUGGUGAAGGGCUCGAGCGUCACGCUGAACUGCAGCUACGACGCCAACCCGUCCAUCUAUGAACUCAUCUGGUAUGCAGAGGACGAAGUGAUAACCCAGGAGCGGCAGGUCCCGGGCUCGCUCGUGGAGCCGGUGCUGCAUCUCGCGGCCGUGGCGGAGGCGGACGCCGGCGAGUACUUCUGCGCCGCUUCCAAUGCAGAGGGCUCCACCACCAGCGAGCCGAUUGUUAUUGAUGUCACGUACCCGCCAUUCUGUCAAGACCCGACGCCAGUAAUAUACGGCAUCGCGGCAUUCGAGCCCGUGAAUCUGACGUGCGAGGUGUUAUCCAACCCGCCCCCCACCACGUACCGCUGGGUGUUGGUCGACGAGGCCGUCAACAUAUCGACCAUCAAGAGCGAACAGGCCUGCACCACGCUCGAGACUACGGUCAAUGUGCUGGCGUACCAGAGGUCUAAUGAGACUGCCAUCACGACAAUAUUCUGCUGGGGCAUCAACAGCGUGAUCAACGACUCGCACACACUGCCGAGCACGCCCUGCACCUUCGUGGUGACUGACGAGACCCCGCCGCAGCCGCCGGCCCAGUGUCAGGCGGUCAAACACACAAUGAAGGAUAUCACGGUCAGCUGCCAGAAGGGACACGAUGGCGGGCUUUCGCAGAAAUUCAUAUUCACAGUCCAGUCGUUGGAUUCGGAAAAGCAACUUCUAUCAAUAACAAAUUUAGAACCACAGUUUAUAAUACAAGAGCCGACCGAGGAAAACUACAAGUUUACAAUUAUAUCGACCAACAGAAAAGGAGACAGCAGUGUUGUUGAGAUAAAUAAGGAAGACAUUAUCAUUCAGGAAGAAGCCGUAGAAGAGUCGAUAAGCGCCGUGCCCGACAUCACGACACUCGCCCUGUCUCUGUGCGGCGGCGUGGCGUUGCUAGCACUGGUGGCGUGCGGGCUCGUGCUGUGUGCUCACGAGCGAGGCGAGCGCUCAGAAUUAAGGGGGUCCAGGGAGCCCGCUAUACACGCGUAUAAUACUGAUGAAUCCAACUGCGAAACCUACAACGACAGCGACGAAGGCAGUGAAUACAACGUGAGGCGGACCGAUUCAUUUCGCAAAGCUGUAUCGCGGUAUCCUUCGAGAAACUUCGACGUGCGCCGAACGUCUUCCUUUCACUCGGCACGAUGUAUGAAUGACAUAGACGAGGCUCUGGCGAAGACGCCUCGCCACAGCGCGGCCUGCCGUGUGCACUCCAUGCAAAAUAUACACAGGAAGCGAGACAUGGACUUGUUGUGCGACCAUCUCGUCACACAUCUGCCGCCGGAGAUUAAUUACAACAUGCCUAGACCGGUCAAUACAUUCUACACGAUACCAAGAAAAAUGCGUCAUAAAAUGGCAAAAGAGCUUAGCGAUGAAAACUCAGAAAUCACACAAAACUCUGACGGCUUCUCUCUGCCGCCGCCUCCAGACGAAUUCGGAACUUAUAAAUCAGCUUCACGUAUAAGUAACAAAGAUAUUCCGUCUAGUAAAACCUCUGUCGGCUAUGCGACUGUGAGGAAGAAUGACCCUAGCAAACCAACGAAGAGUAAUUACAACAAUGUAAUAAUAUCUCCGAUGAACACCGUGGGCUUGCCUACCAUCAGCGGAGGGAGCAACGUGUACGCCUACCCGGACGAGGAGCCCCAGGUAAAUACCAACCCCUUCGACUCCGACUAACUUUGUCUACCCUUCAUUAAUCUCUUCUUAUUUUAUUCGCUUUCAAAGGACGCGCAGAGGAGACCCCCGUUAUCGACAUUCAAAAGUGUUUUUUCUAGUCCCAAGGAAUCAGGUCUUUAAAUUGUAUAGCUAGAUUUGUUGAAAAAAUAUUAUUUAGUAUGUUUUAAUGGGAAACUGUACUUUAAUUAAUAUUUUAUAUAAGAUCUUCAGUAGGCAUGCUAAUUAGAAGUAGAUAAUUAAAUUAUUUAUUAAUGUAAGAGUCAAAACCAAAUGUUUUUUAAAUAUAGCAUUUAUUUACAAAAUUAGAAAUUGAAGACACUUCUGUAACUUGCUUAGUAUUCAUGCACAUGAUUCAAAUCAAUGUAAAAAUAUUGUACUAAAUUAUUUUUAUAGAACAAAAUCAACUUUAUUAUCACUGCCAUAGCGAGAAUGUUAAGAUACUGUAUAAAUAAUAAAACUGUUCCAAAAAUA